AGUUAGAAACGACUUGUAAGGCAACCUGAAACGGUGCCGUCGAACAGCAAACAUUUCAGUCGCCGCAGUUGCAGAGAUUUGAAGAGAGGGAAACUCUCUGAAGAAAAAUUCGAAUGGGAACUUCAGUUGAGGUGACGCCGCUGUGCGGCGUAUAUAACGAGAAUCCGCUGUCGUAUAUAGUUUGUAGGCAAAGGAGAGGGCAUUGUGAUUUCUCCCCAUGUGUCUGGACAUCUCUUGGGUGGUACCGUCUGGAAGAUAACAAAGGAUGGGGAGGAUGUUAUAUAUGCCUUGGACUUCAACCAUCGAAAAGAGAACCUUCGUACGCCCAGCUGUUCUGAUAACAGAUGCCUACAAUGCUUUGAACAAUCAGCCUUAUAGACGCCAAAAGGACAAGGAAUUUACAGAUACUAUAAAGAAGACUCUGCGAUCUGAUGGGAAUGUGCUGUUACCUGUUGAUACUGCCGGGCGGGUUAUGGAACUUGUCCAGAUAUUGGAAUCGUGUUGGACAGAGGAAAAUUUGAACUAUCCCAUCUUCUUCCUAACAUACGUUGCAUCAAGCACAAUCGAUUACGUAAAAAGUUUCCUUGAGUGGAUGAGUGAUGCUAUAGCAAAGUCCUUUGAGAAGACACGUGAGAAUGUUUUUAAUUUGAAGCGAAUCAGACUUUUAGUUAACAAGAGUGAACUUGACAAUGCUCCUGAUGGUCCCAAGGUUGUUUUAGCAUCCAUGGCCAGUUUAGAAGCUGGUUUCUCUCAUGAUAUAUUUGUUGAAUGGGCAAAUGAUGCCAAGAAUCUUGUGCUUUUUACAGAACGAGCCCAGUUUGGAAGUUUAGCUCGCAUGCUUCAGGCAGAUCCGUCUCCAAAAGCUGUUAAGGUUACCAUAUCCAAAAGGGUCCCUUUGGUUGGGGAUGAACUAAUUGCUUAUGAAGAAGAGCAGAACAGAAUCGGAAAGGAAGGAGCUCUAAAGGCUAGUUUGAUAAAAGAGGAGGAAUCAAAAGCUUUUCAUGGGGCUGAUGUCAACACGAGUGAUCCAAUGAUCAUUGAUGCUAGCAAUACACAUCCUUUGCCGGAUGCAGUAGGUCCACAUGGUGGUGGAUACCGUGACAUGUUAAUAGAUGGAUUUACUCCUCCUUCAACCAGUGUUGCCCCCAUGUUCCCCUUCUAUGAGAAUAAUUCUGAGUGGGAUGACUUUGGUGAAGUUAUAAAUCCAGAUGAUUAUGUCAUAAAAGAUGAAGACAUGGACCAUGGAACUAUGCCUGUUGGUGGUGAUGUGGAUGGAAAACUUGACGAAGGCUCUGCUAGUUUGAUACUCGACAUGAGGCCUUCAAAAGUUGUAUCGACUGAAUUGACGGUUCAAGUGAAGUGUUCAUUGAUUUAUAUGGACUUUGAGGGCCGGUCCGAUGCGAGAUCCAUCAAAUCAAUUCUUUCCCAUAUGGCUCCUCUAAAGCUUGUUUUGGUUCACGGAACAGCUGAGGCCACGGAACAUUUGAAGCAACACUGCUUGAAACAUGUUUGCCCGCAUGUUUAUGCUCCCCAAAUUGAAGAAACAAUUGAUGUCACUUCUGACUUAUGUGCUUAUAAGGUGCAACUGUCUGAGAAGUUAAUGAGUAACGUGCUCUUUAAAAAGCUCGGAGAUUACGAAAUAGCUUGGGUUGAUUCUGGGGCAGGAAAGACAGAAAAUGAAAUGCUAUCUUUACAACCCCUCUCAACCCCGCCUCCACCGCAUGAAUAUGUCCUUGUUGGUGACUUAAAAAUGGCUAAUUUCAAGCAAUUUCUUUCCGACAAGGGUGUUCAGGUUGAAUUUGCUGGUGGGGCGCUGCGAUGCGGUGAAUAUGUGACAUUACGCAAAGUUGGGGAUGCAAGCCAUAAGGGUGGUGGUUCCGGAACCCAACAAAUUGUGAUCGAAGGCCCCUUAUGCGAGGAUUAUUACAAGAUUCGGGAGUAUCUCUACUCACAAUUUUAUUUGCUUUAAGUAGAGAUACAUAAUAUCAAACGCCUUCGGAUGAACUGUCAUUUUUAAUUUCUAGUGAUUUCCUGAACCACACUAAAGUUUAAUUUAAAUGUAGGACGUAUUUUCCGUUGAAAUUGUCAAUUCUGUUCAUGCA
Messenger RNA from Malus domestica (apple), 2102 nucleotides. Its product is annotated as cleavage and polyadenylation specificity factor subunit 2-like. NCBI's taxonomy places the organism in Eukaryota, Viridiplantae, Streptophyta, Magnoliopsida, Rosales, Rosaceae. Gene Ontology annotation, cellular component: mRNA cleavage and polyadenylation specificity factor complex. The record is from RefSeq and is a predicted model, not a curated record. Gene Ontology annotation, biological process: mRNA 3'-end processing by stem-loop binding and cleavage. Gene Ontology annotation, molecular function: RNA binding.